UCAGUGUUCACCUAUUAGGACAGAAAUGGUCUCAACUGAGGGCAAUGCUCAGACAUACAAGAUGACCUCUUUGGACAACGACAUCAACCAACACUUCCAGGAUGCGAUUGAUGUGAUUCAACAGCAUUCAAGUAAUUCAUAUUACGAUUCAGAGUACACAUAUUAUGAAACUCUGGGUAGCCAGCAGCAAUCGUCAUUGCAUUGUCAGAUCUCCUGCUGCCUCGUCACACACCCGUCUGAUGUGCCAGCUCCAGCAUGUGACUGGAAUGACACGGCCCACCAUUCUUGGCCUCAGGUCAUCCCUGAUGCCUCCUUGUGUCACUCUGUGCAAAAUGAGUCACCUCAUUUCUACUCAGUCUUACCUCCACAGAGGAGCAGCAAAGGUCGCAAGAAGCUCAGACUUUAUGAGUACCUCCAUGAGGCUCUGAAUGACCCCAACAUGGGCGACUCAAUCCAGUGGACAGACAACGGCAGUGGCACCUUCCACUUCAUCUCCAAGAACAAGGAGAAGCUGGCCGAGUGCUGGGGCCAACGGAAGGGCAACCGCAAGACCAUGACCUAUCAGAAGAUGGCAAGAGCUCUGAGAAACUACAGCCGCACCGGUGAGAUCAUGAAAGUGCGUCGUAAACUCACUUACCAGUUCAACCCGGACAUCCUGCACAGGCUCGGCUCUGCACAUGUGUCCAUGCAGCCGCACUGCCGCCCUGCACAGGAGGAGGACCACACCCGGCAGCAGAGCCCGGCUGAGCAGAGCUACUGCGGCGGCUCUUCAGCGGCGGACUGGCACAGCUGGUACGGACAAUACCAGCUGCAGGAAGACUAUGACCUGGCCUCCAGCUUCACUUCACACAGCACACCCAAACUCUGAGCUGGAGGACAGUUUUAAACACAGAGAGGGGGAAAAUCCCUUAAAAAUUUGAAAAGGUUUACAGGGACUUCAAUUAUUUGACUCUCAAACCUUCUGGGGCCACAUUCAGUCCCUGCAUGUUAUCACAAGUGGGACUAUUACUAUCACUCUUUUCAGUUAAAGGUGUCUAAAUAACUUUUAUUUAGAGUGUUCAUUUGUAAAUUCUCUUUUUUUGUUGU
Anarrhichthys ocellatus (wolf-eel) is the source of this 1086-nucleotide messenger RNA. It is a transcript of the gene spic, whose product is annotated as Spi-C transcription factor (Spi-1/PU.1 related). The record is from RefSeq and is a predicted model, not a curated record. Gene Ontology annotation, molecular function: DNA-binding transcription factor activity, RNA polymerase II-specific; sequence-specific DNA binding. The transcript is spliced from 5 exons. Gene Ontology annotation, biological process: regulation of transcription by RNA polymerase II; cell differentiation. Bases 26 to 868 code for a protein of 280 amino acids. NCBI's taxonomy places the organism in Eukaryota, Metazoa, Chordata, Actinopteri, Perciformes, Anarhichadidae. Gene Ontology annotation, cellular component: nucleus.